This is a messenger RNA of Magnolia sinica, 2858 nucleotides long. RefSeq names its product nuclear pore complex protein NUP93A-like. Gene Ontology annotation, cellular component: nuclear pore. The transcript has 15 exons. Gene Ontology annotation, molecular function: structural constituent of nuclear pore. Gene Ontology annotation, biological process: protein import into nucleus; poly(A)+ mRNA export from nucleus. Bases 57 to 2648 code for a protein of 863 amino acids. NCBI's taxonomy places the organism in Eukaryota, Viridiplantae, Streptophyta, Magnoliopsida, Magnoliales, Magnoliaceae. The record is from RefSeq and is a predicted model, not a curated record.
UCCAUUGUAACUAGGGCUCUCCCUCCCUCUCUCUCUCUCUCUCUCUCGUAGCAGAGAUGGCUAGCGAUUCCAAUAUGGGUAGCUGGACAGAUCUCCUCCAUUCAUCUACGAAGCUUCUAGAACAAGCGGCUCCUUCCGCUCAGUUCCCUUCUCUCCAGAGGAACUUAGAUCAGUUAGAGGUGCUGUCGAAGAAGCUUAAGGCGAAAACCCUAAGAACCGAAGCGCCUUCUCAAUCUAUCUCAGCCACGAGGCUAUUGGCGCGCGAAGGAAUAAAUGCAGAACAGCUUGCUAGAGACCUCAAGUCUUUCGAAUUAAAGACGACAUUUGAGGAUGUCUUUCCUGCCGAGGCAACAACUGUUGAGGAGUAUUUGCAGCAGGUUCAUGAAAUGGCAAUGGUCUCAGCUGUCCAGGAAGCACAGAAAGAUAAUAUAAGAAGCUUUGAUGAUUACAUGAUGAAAGUUUUGCAGGAGGACUGGCAAAAGGAGAAGCGGGACUUUUUGCAAAGUCUAAGCCGGCUUUCAUCAUUACCCAGGACCAACAGCAGUUCUUUAAUCACUGGAGUGUCUCGUCUCGGUCAGAUGUCACCGCUGCCUGCUGUUUCUCAGGUUUCUGCUGGUCCAUCUGGUAUGGAGCUUAUGCCUCUAGCUAACAAGUCCAUCCUCGACAAAAAGGCAUCAGUGUAUGUUGAGGUGGUGAGGAGUCUCAAUGAUGCAAGAGAGCGUGGCUUAGCUUUUAAACCUGCUACAGCUUUCAGGAGUGCUUAUGAAAGUAUGGGCCUUGAGGCAUCUGGUGCGAAAUCAGUAAGCAUGCAGAAGAUAUGGCACCUAAUUCAGACAUUAGUUGGCGAGGAUGCAUCUAUUCAGCAUAACGUGUCGAGAAAAAUGUCAAUGGUUAUAGGGGCAAGACGCCACCUGGAAUGGGGGCAUGAGAAGUACAUGCUAGAGACAAUCCAAAGUCACCCUUCACAGGCUGCUCUUGGUGGGGUUGUGGGAAACCUACAACGAGUUAGAGCAUUUCUUCGGAUACGCUUAAGGGAUUAUGGAGUGCUAGAUUUUGAUGCAGGCGAUGCCCGUAGGCAACCUCCAGUUGAUACAACUUGGCAACAGAUCUAUUUUUGCCUGAGAACUGGCUAUUACGAUGAAGCAAGAAAUGUUGCCCAAUCAUCUCGUGUCGCACACCAAUUCGCCCCUCAGCUUGCAGAGUGGAUUAUGACUGGAGGCAUGGUAUCACUAGAGACUGCAGCUGCGGCUGCGGAAGAAUGUGAAAAAAUGUCAAGGAUGGGUGAUCGAGCAGGUCGAACUGGGUAUGACAAGAAGAAGUUGCUACUUUAUGCCAUGAUAUCUGGUUGUCGCCGUCAGAUAGACCGGUUGCUUAGAGAUUUGCCAACGCUUUUCACUACUAUAGAGGAUUUCUUAUGGUUCAAAUUGUCAGCAGUGCGGGACUGUCCUGCUGGAUCCUCUUCUGUCAUCCUGAAUGAGGGAUUGGUGCCGUACACUUUAGAUGAUCUUCAGGUUUACUUGAACAAGUUUGAGCCAUCAUACUAUACAAAAAAUGGAAAAGACCCUUUGGUCUACCCUUAUGUGUUACUUUUGAGCAUUCAACUAUUGCCAGCAGUCCUACAUUUGUCCAAGGAAACAGCAGAUGAAGGAUACAAUAUCGAUGCCGUACAUAUUGCAGUCGUGUUAGCAGACCAUGGAGUCCUCUCUGAAGGCAGUGGGGCUGGACAGAAGCUAGGGGCAAUGGAUGCUUUUGCUGAAGCCACUAGUAUGAUUCGGCAGUAUGGUUCAAUGUACUUGCGUCUAGGUAAUCUUUCUCCGGCACUGGAAUAUUUUGCCCAAGCUGCUGCUGCAAUGGGCGGUGGGCAGUUGUCAUGGAUUGGUAGAGGGAGCAUCGAUCAACAAAGACAGAGAAGCUUGAUGUUGAAACAACUCCUCACUGAGAUUUUGUUAAGGGAUGGUGGUAUUUCCCUUUUGCUUGGUUCAAGAGGUGCUGGAGAAGAAGGUGCACUGAGAAGAUUCUUCACUGACAGGACAACACAGCAGCAAUUUUUGCUUGAAGCUGCUCGCCAGUGUCAGGAAGCUGGGUUCUAUGACAAAUCUGUAGAAAUCCAAAAGAGAGUGGGAGCUUUUGCGAUGGCUCUGGAGACAAUUAACAAGUGCCUCUCAGAAGCUAUUUGUGCUCUAUUACGUGGUAGAUUGGAUGGUGACAGCCGGACUGCUGGAUUCGUUCAUUCUGGGAAUGCGAUAUUGGAGACAUACAAAUAUACAGCUGAAGCCAGCCUUCAAGAAAGGGAACAUAUUUCUGAACAAGAAACAGUAUUAAGACAACUUGAGGCAAUAUUGUUUGUCCACAAGUUAGCUAGAACAGGCCAUUAUGCAGAUGCUCUGAGGGAGAUUACCAAGCUCUCAUUCCUUCCAUUAGAUCCACGAGCACCCGAUGUCACCAGUGACGUUUUCCAGAGUUUAUCUCCUCAUGUCCAAGCAUGCGUUCCGGAUCUUCUUAAGGUUGCUGUUAGUUGUUUGGACAAUGUGACGGAUUCUGAUGGCACACUACGUGCCCUGAGAACUAAGAUUGCAAACUUUGUGGCGAACAACAUGACCAGGAAUUGGCCUCAUGACUUGUAUGCAAAGGUUGCCCGAAGCAUAUGAAGCAGUCAUUUUCAGGUUGAAAUGCACAUAUCAAACAGCUCAUGCAUGGAGGUACAUGUAUCUUACCCGUUCACCUCGUUUCUGUCAGUUUAACAUGUAUGGGUGCACCUGAAAGCAUGUGAUGUACCUUUUUUUUUUUCUGAUGAUCAUGGAAGGUAAGUAGAUUUUCCUAAUGUUUUCCAAGAACGUCUAAAAUACAAGAGUUUUUUU